CACAGCAUUUUCAGCCCAGGGUGUAUGAGUGCACAUAGGAGAGUGCACAUAGACAGGAUUAUAGGACACAGGAGUCAGCGAAAGAGGCAGCGGAGGACAAUAAAGGAUUAAAAGAGAGAAACAAGAGGAAUACAACAACGGACAUGUAAUGAAGAAGGCGCUAUGAGAAGAAAAGUGAAAAGAAACUGAAAAUAAAAGGAGAGACGGACACGCAGACUGUUAGAAGACUGAAGAUAUGGGACCUUUGCCCCGGACAGUGCGAGUGGGAUACUGAAAAGUGAAGCGGCGGUACAAAGGGAAUUCAGUUUAUAGCCAAGUGACAUAACAGAGCAACUAACUCGCAAGUGUUUUUUCUCAGCGGCCAAUCGCCACCUUCAUGGCGACACCUAAUCUUUGGGACUAGGCGACUCACAGAAGCAGAUUCUGGUCUGCCCAAUCCCGAUACUGGCCAUCACUGGUGCCAUGGGAACAAGUAGAGCCAAUAGGUACAGCAUUGUGUCAGACAUUAUACCAGAAGACGAACGCCACAAGAUCGCAAGUCUAGGACUCCAUAACGGUCACGGUUCCCCUAGUUUCCAACUGCAUUCACCCGGCGAGACAGAAACAGAGGACAGUGCUAGGAGGUCGGGAGCCGCCUCCACUGCUGCGUCCAGCACGAGGGGACAAGAAGGCAUGAACAACUACAACGGAAAGAUCCUGACAAGGGGCUCCAGCCAACUGCGGAGCCGCUUUGUGAAGAAAAAUGGACAAUGUAACGUCGUAUUCACCAAUUUGGAGGAAAAGAGGCAACGCUAUCUGGCCGACAUCUUCACCACCUGUGUGGACAUCCGCUGGAGAUACUUGCUUCUUAUCUUUUGCUGCAGCUUCAUGAUCUCCUGGCUUUUCUUUGGCAUCAUCUUUUACACAGUCUCUCUGGCCCAUGGCGACUUUGAUGACCAGACCCUUUUGAACAAUGAAGGGCUGGCAGUGGCGGGACAGCAUGGAGUGAACCCUGGAUACGGUGCCACUGCUUUAGGUGCAGGGGGGCAUAAGCCGAGGAUCCCAUGCAUAAACCAUGUCCACGGAUUUCUUGGGGCACUCUUGUUCUCCAUGGAGACCCAGACCACCAUCGGCUAUGGCUGGCGCUGUGUCACCGAGGAGUGCCCAGUUGCUGUGCUAACAGUGGUGGUCCAGUCCAUCGUGGGCUGCAUCAUUGACUCUUUCAUGAUUGGCACCAUCAUGGCCAAAAUGGCACGGCCAAAGAAGAGGAACCAGACUCUCAUGUUCUCUAAAAAUGCUGUAAUUACCCUGCGUGAUGGCAAGCUGUGCCUCAUGUGGAGGGUGGGCAACCUGCGGAAGAGCCACAUCGUGGAGGCUCAUGUCCGUGCUCAGCUCAUCCGGCCGUACGUCACAGCCGAGGGCGAGUUUAUCCCCUUGGAGCAGAUGGACCUCAAUGUGGGCUACGAUGAGGGUACGGACAGGCUGUUUCUAGUGUCCCCACUGGUUAUAGUGCACGAGAUAGAUAAAGAUAGCCCCUUGUAUACAUUAAGCCGAGCCGAUCUGGAGUCAGAUGAGUUUGAGAUCGUGGUGAUCCUGGAGGGGAUGGUGGAGGCCACAGCCAUGACCACCCAGUUCCGCAGCUCCUACCUCUCCAGGGAGAUCUUCUGGGGCCACAGGUUUGAGCCUGUGAUCUAUGAGGACCGGGACCGCUACAAGGUGGACUACGGUCGCUUCCACAUGACAUACGAGGUGCCGUCGACGCCCCACCUCAGUGCCAAAGAGCUUGACGAGGCUGCCAGCCGACCCUCCUCUGCCAACUCUCAUGUCUCUGCACCCAGAGCAACACAAGAAUUGAUGCCACGGUCGCUGACCGCCUUCUGCUAUGAGAACGAGGUAGCACUGAACUGUGGGGACGAUGACGAUGACAUCUUUGACACCAAUCAGAUUGGGAGCAAAGAAAGGGAGGAUGAAAGGAGGACUUCAGUUUCUGUAGACUUCCAAAAUGUGUUCCAGGACACUACGACCCUGACAUCUGACAGUCAAAAUGUUAUGUGUGUUCUAGACAUGGACAAUAACCAGAUGGAGUUGGAUAUGCUACAGACUGACAUACCUCUUGAUCCAAUGACAUAUAAUAAUGAGCACGAGAUGUAAGAGGGGCACAGGCUCCCACGUCCCUCUUCUUCCACCUGCAGAUCCCUUAUUUUGAAAAGACCUGACGUCACUUGGUCUUGAAGAGUGAUUGCACCCUUAUAUACUUCGCAUGUUCGGCACUGGGUUUGUUGUACAGAAACUGAAACCCCUUUUGCCUUGCCAGUAUUGUUCAACAUUUGAAUUCAAAUCUGUAUGAUGAUCUCACCUCAUGAAGAAUGAUAUGACAAGGAAGUGUUUUUUCCUAAAUGCUGGCAUCUUUUGGCAAAGGCAUCUUGUUACCUUUACUAAAGAGCAAUAACAAACAACGUGUCUGACUCUGCAAGACGAUAAAGGAUGUUUGAAAAAGCACCCUUUUUGGCACCCUUUAGAAUAAGAUAUGAUUUGAUAACCAAAGGAAAGCACAAUAGAAAUUACCAGAAAAAAGUCCAAAAACCUGAGUCAUAUUUUAGACAUAAUUAAUGUAUUUAGAUUUUGCAUAGUUACAAGUUAAUCCAGUAUAAGAAUGUUUAGGUUUUUUUUCUUCUGUGAAUGUAAAUGAAAGAUUUUCUGAAAGCAAUAGGAAUUUCGGUGGAAUUUUCUUCCUUUUUGGAGAAGAGUGAACUCGAGACUGCAAUGCUCAAUUUUAAGAGGCACUGUAUAUCAAAGUAUGGACAACGAUUGAUUUCACUGGUCAUCAUGCCUGCAAUAGUUUCUUACAAAGUCUGCUGUUUGCACUGUUUUUUGGUGAGUCUGGCUGUUUUGUCAAAUCUUUCCCUCAAAAAUAUAAAAAACUCUCCGUCACCUGGGUAUUUUAGUAUGCGUUAACUGUAUUUACUUUUGCUGUGCAGUAUACCAACAACACCAUUCUAAGUGCAAUCAUUAGUCAUGUAGCUGGGUAUUUUUAUGAAUAAGAUAAUUUUCUUUAAAAAAACAAACAAACAAAAAAAAAAAGCACAAACAGAUGUCUUAUUCACUACAGUGCAGGAUGUCUGAUAUAAAAAUACACAAACAAAAUACUCGUCUUGAAUUUGAGAUACUGAAACUAUUGAAAUGUUCUCAUUUUUGCUGGUGUAUUUGUUUCUGGCGGAGGUUGUUAAACCAGUGAUAACAGAAACAAUACUGAGAAGUAGCUGUGAUUCAUGUUAGCGGUGUCGCUGUUCGCCAAAGGGUUGAAGUUGGAGCGUGUAAUACAGAGCAUCUCUGUUUGAGAGAGCAUGUAGCCAAAGUGUAUUCAUUGUCUUUGACUGAUGAUGGAAAGUUACAAGCCAUUGUAAAACACAACGGGAGCAAAGGGAUGAGGGCAAUGGCUGUUAGCACAAUGCCAUGUCAAUGAAUGCAAUCCCCGGAAAUGUGCAAUAGGUCAUUUGAUGGUGAUAUGGAGGAUGAGCACUACCCUGAGUAAAAGGUUGUGUAUAAAUGUAUGUCAUGUGGAUUGCAGUGAACUAAGGAUGUUAUGCUGGUAGUAUAAUAGAUGAGUUUAAAAGAUACUUCUCCUGUGCAGUGGGAGGGUAUAAAACCUGGGUCAACAUGCUGGGAGGACCAGAUGGUACAAUUCAAGUCAGUCACAGGGAACAAACACUAAAGCUUGAAAAUCUUGUGAUGAACCAAACCUCCCAGUACUUGAUGCAUUGUCCUGUGUAGCUGACCCCACCCAUCUGGCCUCUCAAGCAAACCGAAACCAACUCCAAAUAUUAUUUGACACUAAUAUUGAGCGCAAUGAUCGGGAUUAUGUGUGGAUAUUUUUUUUUCCCUGUCACGUUUCAAUUUCUUGCAGUUUUGCUCGUUUCACAUACGGGCCAUCCAAACGGUGUACCUCUGCCUCUAUUAACUGCACCUGUUCCCAUAACAAGACUGGAACUCUCAUUCUUGAAUGACUUCUGAGUUUAUUUUGUUGUUUUUUUUUUUGUGACUUUAUCUUUGCUGCGUUAUGUCGCUUGAGCAUGUGUGUGUUUGUGACAGAGAGUGAGAUACAAAAAAACGGCUGUAGGGAGCAUGUGUGCAUCUGAGCAUCUAGCGUUCGAUACAGAUAGCUUUUUAAAUUUACAUUAUCUCAUUUUUCAGUGCAAAACCUGCCAUUUGCUAAAUAUUCAGAACUUUAUUAGGCAUACUAAAAAUGUUCUUAUUGACAAUUAUAUAACAAGCACACACACUUUCCAUAAUUCUGUCAUGCUGGACCUUAAAUGUAUUAGCUGAUACUAAACUCAUCAACAUGAGCACAGAGGGUUAGCCAAUUUUAUUAAUAAUAACAAAUGAUAUCAACCAAUGUAAAUGCCAUUUUGUGUAACAGAUAAAGUUAUAAUAUGGUACAGUAUUUUAAUAUCUGUUCUUUGCUGCUAAGUCUUCCUGCUUUGUAAAUCUUUGGUGAUUUUCAAACCCAUUCUUGGACAUACAAAAAAAAAAAAAAAAAAAAAAAAAAUGCACUGGACAAAUUAAUGUCCCGAUUUGGAAUAAACUUGAAAAGAAAACAACAGUACGAAGCACUUUACUCUUCCUUGUAUACCUUUUGAUGUUGAAAAUCACAAUUUAUAUAAUUUUGGUUGUUUCUGUAUCUGUUUUUGUUCUGUUUUCUGUUCCUGGUAAAAGAAGCACAAAAGUACUGCUGCUGAGCACAUUAAACACAAAAAUUGCUCCAAAA
Messenger RNA from Myripristis murdjan (pinecone soldierfish), 4744 nucleotides. RefSeq names its product potassium inwardly rectifying channel subfamily J member 4 (gene kcnj4). Gene Ontology annotation, cellular component: plasma membrane. The transcript is spliced from 3 exons. The record is from RefSeq and is a predicted model, not a curated record. Gene Ontology annotation, biological process: potassium ion import across plasma membrane; regulation of monoatomic ion transmembrane transport. NCBI's taxonomy places the organism in Eukaryota, Metazoa, Chordata, Actinopteri, Holocentriformes, Holocentridae. The coding region runs from base 463 to 2130 and encodes 555 amino acids. Gene Ontology annotation, molecular function: inward rectifier potassium channel activity.